CUCAUUUCACUGAUUUGCAGGAUUUUUGGAAUUUGGUCGCAAAAUUAGUAGUAACUGCUCAAGUUCUAACAAUUUAAAACUUUAAUUCAACUGCAGAAUUUCGAAGUCGUAGAAUUGUACAGAUUUACAUUAUACGAUUGUUGCUUAAUAAUAUUGUAUGAAAUUUUACUGUUUGCACGGCGAAGUAUUGUUGUUAAAUUUGUGAAGAUGUAAAGAUGGACAGGUGAUCAUCUGGUGAUGCAGAUGCUUUUAACUUUUGUGACGUUGUGAUACGUGAAUCUGGAAGAGGCAGCCUCAGUCAGGAAGACAAACAUUUUGCGCAGGCACACAGACUGUGUUGCAUCCUUCUCCAGUCUUGACAAGGCUGUUGAGUGUUGCAGUUGUGCCAUCUCUUCCUUCUAGCAACGUGAACAUUCGUUAGCUAUUUGGACCCCACAUUCAAAUUCGAAGGAUUGGCAAGAGUUUCAGAGGUUCCCUCCGAAGCAGAUGGUAAACAUGGAUAAACUGCGUCGUCACUUGAGUGGAGAUGUGGAAGAGAACCGUGGCAUCGUGGAUGAGCUGUGGGAUGCCACGAGUUUAUCGUGGGAAACACGCAUCAAAGGCUUUAUUGGCUGUUUCGUGCUCGGCGUGGUCUUGUCCAUUCUCGGUUCGUGUUUCCUAUGGAUUCCUGGUGGUGGUCUCACCCUGUUCGCUGUGUUUUACACCUUCGGAAAUCUCCUGAGCCUGGGGAGUACGUGCUUUCUGAUGGGCCCUAUUAAUCAGAUCAAAAAGAUGUUCAACGAAACCCGGUGGAUUGCCACACUGGUUAUGAUUGUAUGCUUUGCGCUCACGCUGAUGGCGGCACUCUGGUGGCAUAAUGCUGCCUUGGCGCUCAUCUUCUGUGUUCUCCAGUUCCUGGCCAUGACUUGGUAUUCCAUUUCCUAUAUUCCCUACGCACGAAACGCCGUCAAAGGAUGCCUAUCUGCCUGCAUCAACUAAAAUUAACGGUUAGUUGAUAAGUAGAUGCUGUCGAUUUUUUCUGUAUUUAAUUAUUAAUUAACUUCUGUCUUUUAUAUCCAAAAGCUCACCUCUUCAGCUCCGUUUUGCAUGUUUUUGAUGGAAUUUUGGUUAAUCAGUGUCAACGCUUUGUGGUUGUUUUAAUGCGACUCAGUGUUAAAUCACGACUGCGUUUUGAAGGCAGCUUCUGUAGAUUACUUAAGUUAAAAUAGAACACAGAUGUUAAUGUGUCAGUAUAAAAACUCAUGUCAAAGAUUGAAAAAUGCCCUUAUAAAGCUGAUCUUGG
Molecule: messenger RNA, 1282 nt
Organism: Paramacrobiotus metropolitanus
Lineage: Eukaryota; Metazoa; Tardigrada; Eutardigrada; Parachela; Macrobiotidae
Product: vesicle transport protein SFT2B-like
Exons: 3
Coding region: 487-978 (163 amino acids)
Biological process (GO): vesicle-mediated transport
Cellular component (GO): membrane
Source: RefSeq, a predicted model, not a curated record